Messenger RNA from Musa acuminata AAA Group (dessert banana), 501 nucleotides. Its product is annotated as aspartic proteinase CDR1-like. The record is from RefSeq and is a predicted model, not a curated record. NCBI's taxonomy places the organism in Eukaryota, Viridiplantae, Streptophyta, Magnoliopsida, Zingiberales, Musaceae. Gene Ontology annotation, cellular component: extracellular region. The transcript has 2 exons. The coding region runs from base 1 to 501 and encodes 166 amino acids.
AUGGUGGCCAUCAUGGCUGCCGGGGCCAGAGUUGAACUAAACCUCUGCACUCCAUCUUGCAAGCGAAGAUCCAUGAAAGCACCAAUCUUCCGUGGUCAAGGUCAGUAUCUGAUGAACAUCACCCUCGGAACUCCACCGUUUACUCUUCCGGUCAUCUUCGACGUGGGAAGUGGAGUGACUUGGGUGCAAUCGACUCCUUGCGUGGAGUGUUGCGAGCAGGAUUACCCCUUGUAUGAUCGUAGCAAGUCAUCCUCGUACAAACCGGUGGGCUGUUCCACCAAGACAUGCAAGUACGAUGGCUACCAGACGAAGUGCGUCAACGCCAGCUGCGUGUACGCCGUGGGCUACGCCGACAAUUCCUACUCUGUCGGCAAGGUCGGCACCGAGUACUUCACCUUCGUCGGCACUGAUGACGAUCUCAAAGCAGGCAUGGUGGAGAUGUCCUUCGACGUGGGGCUCCAAAACGACGGGACAUUCGACUUACUGCGUUCAGCUGCAUGA